This is a messenger RNA of Betta splendens (Siamese fighting fish), 2155 nucleotides long. Its product is annotated as tensin-4. The transcript has 13 exons. Bases 137 to 1768 code for a protein of 543 amino acids. Gene Ontology annotation, molecular function: protein binding. Lineage: Eukaryota; Metazoa; Chordata; Actinopteri; Anabantiformes; Osphronemidae. The record is from RefSeq and is a predicted model, not a curated record.
UGGCUGCUGAUAGGCUGAGCAGGAGGAGGGCUGGGAUCUGAUUAAUAGGAGCAGGCGAGGCAGGAGACGUCAGUGAGACGGCCAACAGCGGCGGGCCGAAUAUUAACCUGAGGACCACAAGAGUUUUGCUAACGUGAUGCCUGCGGCUGAAGGUGUGGCCAACAUGAUUCCCAACCGCGUCCUCAGAGUGGGUCAAACUGUCCGUCUGGAGGGACAGGAGGCGGUGAAGCCCCAGCCCAGCGGUCACCAUGACGACGAGCUCAACCUUUCACUGGACAAACUCAACCAGCUCAUCCUGGAGCUGGAUCCCACGUUCGAGCCCAUCCAGGUGCCCAAAAGCCCUCUGUGCGUCCGCUCUCCUGCAGCGGAUGACUCCUCCCACUUCGUGCUGGUCCCCAGAGGCUGCGCCGCCGGGGCCCCGCCCACCCGGUCGCCCAGCGUGGCCGUCCCCGCGCAGCGCUGCAGCCCCGCCGGCGCGCUGGCCUUCUCCAGCUCGCCCACGCGCCGCCUCCCCCCGCUGCCCUGCGGGAGCAGCCGCCGCCCGCCCGCCUCCUCCCAGGGCUCCCUGCGCCCGUCGCGCUCCAACAGGAGCAGCGCCUCCUCGUCCUGCUCCGACACCAGCUACAUGCUCGGCAGCAACCUGUCGCUGGCCGGCGAGGACGCCGACUCCCCAGAGUCCAUCUUCGUCGGCUCCUUUGGCUCGUCGAGCGAUGGCUCCAGGGCAAAGCGAGGGCCCCAGGAGCCCAGCGGCAGAGCAGGACCCUGCGCGGCCGCCUCACCUUCGGGCUCUUGGACCGACGUUCCCGUCCUUCUGGUCAACGGCGCUCCACAGCCGGACCCCGGGCCCGACUUCACAGAGCUGCUGCAGACUGUCCUCGUGUCCAACCCCAAACCACCCUCUCCCCACAGUCUCCAGAGCCGCUUCCACGGCAGCCAGCCCUCAAUGAAGUUCGUCAUGGACACUUCCAAGUUUUGGUUUCGUCCACAUGUCAGCAGGGCAGAAGCCGAGGCGCUGGUGAAGGACAAGGAAGCGGGAACUUUCGUGGUGAGGGACAGCACUUCUUACAGAGGCAGUUUCGGUCUGGCCAUGAAAGUGAACCAGUCCCCGAGCAGCUCGCCGGCCUGCCCAGGCGAGUCUGGGUCCGACCUCGUCAGACAUUUCCUCAUUGAGUCAUCAGCGAAGGGCGUGCGCAUCAAGGGCUCGUCUCAGGAGCCGUACUUUGGAAGUCUAUCAGCCCUGGUCUAUCAACACACUAUCACUGCCUAUGCUUUACCCUGCAGGUUACUGCUGCACCCUCAAGAACCCGGCACAGCGGACGACGGGGACGAUGAUGAAUCAGCAUCGAAAGAGAAAAAUAAACUAGCCUGUAAUUUCAUCUAUUUGAACACGGUCUCCGUGGAGAUGCUCACAGGCCCGUGUGCGGUGCACAAAGCCGCCUCGUCCACGCUCGCCAGCGCCCCCGGCUCCCUCACGCCCACCGUGGUCAACCUGAAGGUGUCUCCGAAGGGCGUGACGCUGACGGACAUCAACAGGAAGCUCUUCUUCAGGCGCCAUUAUCCCGCUCACCUGCUCAGCUACUGCGGAGAAGACCCGGACGCUCGACUGUGGCUGAGAGGCACCAGCUUUGGCGCAAGGAUGUUUGGCUUCGUGGCAAAAGGCACAGAGUCUGGAAGGGAGAACGUCUGCCACAUCUUUGCAGAACACGACCCGCUCCAGCCCUGCAACAAAGUGGUGGAGGUGGUCCAGGCGGCCAUAGCCAAACUCUAGAGACGGGACGGACGGCCAUUAGUCCCCCGGCUCUGCUUCUCCAGCAUCAGCAUCACUGCCCCACGCUCUACAGCUGUACAGCUGUGCACAGCACUGCAACUCUACAGUUGCACACAAAAGUGUGUGACGUUAAAUACUGCACAAACAGAUGAAAGCGUGGCAAAGACUCAUCAUCAUCAUCAUCAUCAUCAGCAGCAGCAGCAGCAGCAGCAGCGGAGACUAGGUGUAGAAACCCUAAAAGGCUUCAUCUGAAAAGUGUUUAAACAGAAAUGCUUGAUUCCUUGGGUUCAUUACAAAGCAGAAACACUGGAAUGUAUUUAUUAUGCUGCACUGUAAGCGUAUGGACAUUCAUACACUAUUAAAUAUCACAGAUGUAAACAUACGGAA